Molecule: messenger RNA, 1292 nt
Organism: Micropterus dolomieu (smallmouth bass)
Lineage: Eukaryota; Metazoa; Chordata; Actinopteri; Centrarchiformes; Centrarchidae
Product: metabotropic glutamate receptor 8-like
Exons: 4
Coding region: 49-582 (177 amino acids)
Biological process (GO): G protein-coupled glutamate receptor signaling pathway; regulation of synaptic transmission, glutamatergic
Cellular component (GO): membrane
Molecular function (GO): group III metabotropic glutamate receptor activity
Source: RefSeq, a predicted model, not a curated record
GGUCUGAGACCAGUGCUUUGUUCGACGCAUUUCACCGCUGCUGAAUGAAUGACCACACUACUAAAAUUUCACACAGUCAUCAAUAUGACUGUGACAUUGAUUUUCACUUGCACACCGUGCAGCAACACUCAUCGCUGUUUUGGUUCCUGUGUGCAAAGUGAGUGUGUGUGCCAGCGAAAGAGAGAGAGCGAGCAGCAGAACGGGGAUAACGCGACGGUGAAAAUGUACAUCCAAACUACCACCCUGACCAUCUCUCUCAGCCUGUCUGCCUCCGUGUCUCUGGGGAUGCUCUACAUGCCCAAGGUCUACAUCAUCCUCUUCCACCCCGAGCAGAACGUACCUAAACGAAAACGCAGCUUCAAGGCAAUCGUGACGGCUGCUGCAAUGUCGGGAAAACUGAGCCAGAAGGGAGGAGACCGGCCCAACGGAGAGGUGAAGACUGAACUAUGUGAGAGCAUGGAGACCAACACCGUCCCUCGGACUCUCUUGGCCCCAGCAACUGCUGAUCUCCCCACAGAUGAAAUGUUGAUGGGAGAAAUCUGCCAGACAGAAGGCCUGCAGGGAGCCUAUGAGAGUGAAUGAGAUAGAAACAGAUAUAUAUUAGAGCAGAGUGGACAGAAUUCCCCUCUCUGUACACCUGCAACCACCGGCAAGAUGUCCAACCUACAAAAAUACGUGAGAGCUAAAAAAGAAACAGUCAGCUGCAUCAGUGAAUACAUUCUUGAUGGAGAGGAACAAUCAAUAAUGCUGGAGGCAAAGUGAAAGGACAAAUCACACCAUUUAUGGGAGGAUGGUGUGCCCUACACCUACAAGUCAGAAGAAAAGGUGUGAAUUCUGUAAAUGUGUGUUCUUAUACUUUUUGUUAUAUUUUAGCACACUCUCCUGAAAUGUUCCCUUGGUGAUGAGGUUGGCGUGUAGGCAAAAUAGUAAAUAUAAACCCAGAAGAAAUGGCCUUGUUCCAUCAGCAUUAAAUCACAGCAAAGAUUUCUGCAGCUGGCCUUUUAUGUUUUUUUCUACAGCCAAAUCCCAAAUGUCCUUAAUCAAAACACUCCUAUCUGCUUAUUCACUGGAAGAUGCUCAGGAAAUAUUUGAAGCAUGUUUCAUGACCCUGAUCUCCAUGGAACUUGUUUGUAAGCCAAAUGCUAACUUUUACAGACAGACAUGUUGCCAGCGAACAGUAGUGUUAGUUCUCGUGUGUACGCUUUGUCAACAGAGUACUCGUGCCUAUUUUACUGUCAAGUGUAUAUAAUUUGUACAGCUUAUAGCAACUUCUGGCACAAAGCUCCAUAGCA